Messenger RNA from Manihot esculenta (cassava), 1547 nucleotides. Its product is annotated as EEF1A lysine methyltransferase 4. The record is from RefSeq and is a predicted model, not a curated record. The transcript has 9 exons. NCBI's taxonomy places the organism in Eukaryota, Viridiplantae, Streptophyta, Magnoliopsida, Malpighiales, Euphorbiaceae. The coding region runs from base 381 to 1115 and encodes 244 amino acids. Gene Ontology annotation, molecular function: S-adenosylmethionine-dependent methyltransferase activity.
GGAAUUAAUACGGCUGAAGAAGAUAACCUCCCUCGCCGGACACCUCGUCUCUUCUUUCUUCUCUCGCUUCUCUCUCCUAUUCUCGCUUUGCUUAUGUCCCAGUUGAAUAAUUCGUUUGGCUAACUAUCUAAGAUAUUCAGUAACGCACUUCUUUGAAAAAAAGAGGAAAAAAAAAAAACCGCACUUGCUGUAGCACCUGGACGCUGGCCCAGGGGAAGUUAACACGGCGUCGUUUGUUUUAUACAAUCGCACUCAUUCCUUGCAACUCUAUUCGACCGACGGGAAUGGUAAAGUGACCGUCUGUCCCUCUUAGUCCAUUUCUGACAAGACCGAAGGAGCGCCGAACAGUCUGAGGGGGGGGAGGGGGGAGAGAGAGAGAGAUGACAAUGGGAACAUCAACGCAGGCAUACGGCGAGCCAUGGUACUGGGACAACAGAUAUGCGAAUGAAUCAGGGCCCUUCGAUUGGUACCAGAAGUAUGCUUCCUUAGCUCCGCUCGUCAAUCUCUACACCCCUCGCCACAACCAUCCACGAAUCCUAGUCGUUGGAUGUGGCAACUCAGCAUUUAGCGAAGGAAUGGUGGAUGAUGGAUAUGAGGAUGUGGUAAACGUUGAUAUAUCCUCUGUAGUUAUCGAGGCUAUGCGGAAGAAGUAUUUUAAUCGUCCUCAACUGAAAUAUAUUCAAAUGGAUGUCCGCGAUAUGAGUGCUUUUCAAACAGGUUCCUUUGGUGCUGUUAUUGAUAAAGGAACUCUAGACUCUAUCUUGUGCGGAAAUAAUUCAAGACAAAAUGCUGCCAAGAUGCUUGAUGAAGUUUGGAGGGUCCUCAUAAAUAAAGGAGUAUAUAUCCUGGUUACGUAUGGAGCUCCAGUUUAUCGUUUACACUUGUUAAGAGAAUCUUGCUUGUGGAGGAUAAAACUUCAUGUGAUAGAAAAGCUAUUGUCUGAAGGAGCCUCUGAACAUCCAAUGUGGGAGUUGACAAAUCCUGUUCCACUUGAUGACUAUGGAAAUUCAGUGGAAGCAACACUUGGAAAGAACCCUGAUGUCCAUUACAUUUACGUUUGCACUAAGGAUGAAUCUUUGAGGCCAGACCAAAAGCACAAUGUGGCAGUUGAGUGAGACAUAUUAGGAUGGUCAGCCAUUCCCAAUAAGGUGCAUACACCAGCAUGGUGCUUUUGGCAUUGGUGUCCGGACCCCUUGUAGUACAACGGCCAAGGAGGUUGUUUCAUGGUUUAAAACUCUGACUUCCAAGUUACUUACUCUUGUACCAAGAUUCACUUUCAGCCAACAUCUUGCAGUGCAACUUUUUUAUCUGUGAAUAAUUGGACAUCCUUUGUUGAAAUACUUAUUGUUAGUUCAGAGAUGUUAUAUGUAUCCUAAUUAACCAUGACUUUGUUUAUUCCCUGAACCGACAUGUCGAUGGGACUGUAUGCCAAAGCAAAAUGUAAUCUUUUGCUACUCUCCUUUUUCUAGUAGAUUGGCUUGUAUGUGCGAUUGUGACAAUUUCCCUAUUAGAUCAGAUUUAAAUUAUCUAGAUUAUUUGCUCUUGAA